Molecule: messenger RNA, 2764 nt
Organism: Triplophysa dalaica
Lineage: Eukaryota; Metazoa; Chordata; Actinopteri; Cypriniformes; Nemacheilidae
Gene: hnrnpd
Product: heterogeneous nuclear ribonucleoprotein D
Exons: 7
Coding region: 183-1130 (315 amino acids)
Biological process (GO): regulation of gene expression
Cellular component (GO): nucleoplasm
Molecular function (GO): RNA binding
Source: RefSeq, a predicted model, not a curated record
GUUCAACUUCCGCCUCUGCGCCAUUUUGUGAGCGCUCUCCGUUGCUAUCGACAGCCGUACAAACAGAAACAGAAGGAAAGACUACUCGGAAGCUAAAUUAACAUCAAUUUUUAUUAUUCCAACCCAUACAAGUUACAAAAUCUUCCGUGCCUGCGUUUAUUUUUGCUGGUAGCUCGUCAGUUAUGUCGGAGGAUCAGAUUUUAGGCGAAGACCCGUUGAUGAUGAAGAACAUGGAGGAAGAUGAUGGGGAGGCUCUGGCUGAAGAGCAGAUCACGGGAGUCACUGGAACGGAUGACGGAGGGCAGGGAGAAACGGAAGGGUCUAAGAUAGAUGCCAGUAAAAAUGAGGAAGAUGAAGGCAAAAUGUUUGUUGGAGGGUUGAGUUGGGACACAACUAAGAAAGACUUGAAAGAUUACUUCACCAAGUUUGGAGAGGUGGUCGACUGUACUCUAAAAUUGGAUCCUUUAACAGGCCGAUCAAGAGGAUUUGGCUUUGUUCUGUUUACAGAUGCAGAAAGUGUGGAAAAGGUGAUCACACAAAAGGAGCACAAACUUAAUGGAAAAGUGAUUGACCCUAAGAGGGCUAAAGCCAUGAAGUCCAAAGAGCCUGUGAAGAAGAUAUUUGUAGGAGGUCUUUCCCCAGAUACUCCAGAAGAGAAGAUUAGAGAAUACUUUGAUGCUUUUGGAGAGGUGGAGUCCAUUGAGCUGCCAAUGGAGAACAAGACAAAUAAAAGGCGUGGUUUCUGUUUCGUAACGUUUAAAGAGGAGGAACCAGUGAAGAAAAUUAUGGAGAAAAAGUACCAUAACAUCGGUCUAAGCAAGUGUGAGAUCAAGGUGGCCAUGUCAAAGGAGCAGUACCAGCAGCAGCAGCAGUGGGGCGGAAGAGUGGGCUACUCAUCCAGAUCUCGAGGGAGAGGCGGUCCCAAUCAGAAUUGGAACCAGGGAUAUGGAAAUUACUGGAAUCAAGGUUAUGGAAAUUACGGAAACUAUGGCUACAACAAUCAAGGCUAUGGUGGAUACGGGGGCUAUGAUUACUCGGGUUACAACAACUACUACGGCUAUGAUCAGCAGAGCGGUUACGGCAAAUCCCUAAGGCGAGGUGGCCAUCAAAACAGUUACAAGCCAUAUUAACGUAUUUAUGGUGCGAUUAACUUUCAGGUAUGUCAUAGCGCUGCUUAAUAUAAGCCAUUUUAGUUGAUCAAGUACUGUAAUGUACGUUGCUUAAUUUUUUUUUUAGUUUCACAGCACCCUGAAGUGCUUUACAGUAGUGGUAACAUAGAGACUUUGGUCUUUUGGCAGUAAUGUAACAGCUGGCUUUUGGCUGUUUCUUGCCAUUAUGUAACUGUAAAAAUUAACAGGUACAGUACUGCUUAAUGGGUACCAGAAAGUAUGGAUUUACAACGAAAGAAAACAGAAGAUUGUUGUCUCCUAACUCUGACAUAUACCUUGUUUGUACCUGCCAGCGGGGACUUCUUGCAGGCCAUGAGCUGACUUCACGAUUCUCAGGCCCGCUCAAUGCGGACAGGGUACGAGAGGUGUACGCUCUCGAAUGCUCCUAUUUGGUAUGGUCUUCCAACAUCCUGUAUACGAAUUGUAAACAACUACAGCAACAAAAACAUAAAAAGGACACAUCAAGCUUUAACGUUUGUUUAUUUUAAUGUUCCUUUUAAAACUUAUUGGGAUUGGUUUCAUGUAGUAAUACGUUAUAAUUUAAUGCAAUUUUUUACAGACGCCUUCAAGUAAUGGUAAAUACAAUUAAUUUAUUAACUGUUCACUUUUUGAAGGAUACGGCUUUCUUUGGACUUUCUCCAGUGGUAAUAUGCACUCCUAAUCUUACUUGUAAUUGCUUGCUUUUCCUUAUUUGUAGCUCGAGUAGCUGUAAUAUCCUGUAGUCCAUGAGCUAAAAGCUGGUUUGUACUUGGAUGCCGCUGCGCUGGAGAAGUGCUUUUUUACAUUUGUAUUGUGUGAUUUUCUACUGACAGCGGUGGACACAGCCUUACCUGUAAACAAUGUUAAUUUCAUCUAACAAAUUCUCUUUUUUAACCUUUUAAAAUCUUGAAAGGGACAUAUUGACUAUGGGAACUUCACUUGAAAUGCUUUCCUUUUGUGUUUUAAUUUCUAUCAAAUGAAAGUGUUGCAUUAAAUGUUAUGAACUCAGUUUUCAAAUUAUUAUGCUGGUUGCACAACAACGUUUUUUAGUACUUUAUUUGUAUUUUUUUUGUAUAUCCUAUUGUAGUCAUUUCUUGCCUCCAUAUUAAAAUGAUUAAGAAAUGGGAUUCCUUUACAUUUUAUUUAGUUUUGUUUUUCUAAAACAUUAUUAAUCUUUUCUUUUUUGUUUUUCAGAGUGUGAGACGCAGGAAGGCCAAGACUGAGAGGAGAAAGCAAGAUGUCAAAACAUGUUAAAAAUGGAGUUGGUCAACACAUUACUACAUUUAUUACGACACCCACAGUCAUGAGAAUUAGUCUUAGGUUGCCAAUUAAUUUUCAAGUUCAUUCAAAACCAGAAAUUACAUUGAAGUGUUUGAUUAUGAACCCUUUUUUGCAGAAUUCGUUUGCAGUUUGUUGUUCCCGAAUUUGUGGUAGCUUAUCUAAUCUAAAUUACUAAAGCACAUCAUUUAAAAGUUAUUUGUAUACAAAUGAUUAAUUUAUUGCUAACAGCAUGUAGGCCAUUUAAUAUUCAUUUCAUAUUACAGUAUUUUGCUACAGAGUUAUGUAAGCCAUUGAAUAGUACAAUGGAUGAAAUAAAGUAUAUCAGCUUAAAGUCA